GGAGAUGGCUCUUCAAGUGAGGAACAAGUGGGGACUGAUCAACGGCACGAUUCCGUCUCCGGCAAUAGAUGAUCCUGAGUUCAAAACUUGGAAUCGAUGCGAUAUUAUGGUAAGAUCUUGGAUCCUUAAGUCUAUUAGCCCAUCAAUUGCUCAAAGUGUUAUGUACAUUGGACGAGCUAGAGAUAUUUGGAAGGAUGUGAAGAACAGGUUCUCCCAAGCAGAUCCGCAUAGGAUCUCUCUUCAGGACGAGAUUUAUAAUCUGAAACAAGGCUCCUAUAGUGUAACUAAUUAUUACACUCACUGCAUAACUCUGUGGGAAGAUAUGAGUAUCUUGAGACCACUUCUAAUUUGUGAGUGUACUCCUAAAUGUUCCUGUGAACUGAUUACUAGGAUCAGAAAAGAAAAGAUGAGGAUAAUGUGAUUCAUUUUUUGAAAGGCUUAAAUGAGGAGUUUGCUAGUAUAAAAUCAGGAGUACUUAUUCUAGAUCCAAUGCCUCAUGUGGAUAAGGUUUUUGGUAUGGCUAUCAAAUUAGAAAGACAAUUGUUGGGUGCUGGAAACAUCAAUAUCGUCAAGGAACCUAUACAUGCUAAUGCAAUACUUACUGAAGCAAUGACUGAUAGAGUGAUUGCUGUUGUGGGAAACUUGAACACAGGAAAUAAUGUAAGGAGGUUCAUUCCUAAUAGUGCUAACAAGUAUUCAAAAUGCACCUACUGUGGAAUGAUAGGUCAUACGAUUGAAAGAUGUUACAAAAAACACGGAUAUCCACUAGGUUGGAUACCAGGUUAUAAAACCAAGAAUAAGCAGACUCAAAAUCUGGGAAACACAAUAUCUGCAUAUGUCAUCACCAAUCAACCUACUACUAGUACCGGUCAAGACAUUGGCAUUGGGAUUUCAUCUGAACAGUUUCAAAAGCUGGUGUCCAUGAUACAAAACAAAGUUGGCCACACUGUUCCAAACACAUCCACUGCAGCCACAGUUACCACCACAGCUUUUGGUUUGACAACAAACCUUAAGGCCACAGGGAGGCAAUCAUCUGAAGGAGGGACCUGGUACGAAGAUGAUUGGUUUUGCUAAAGAUGAGAAAUGACUCUAUCACUUGAUUAAUCCACCCCAGAAGAAAGAGAGUUUUCCUUCAUUUUCUACUGAAAUGCAGUGUUGUUCUGUGAGUUUAGAAGUUUGGCAUUAUAGACUUGGGCAUUUCCCUAUUAAUAAGAUGCAUUUUUUACAUGAUGU
Messenger RNA from Ipomoea nil (Japanese morning glory), 1233 nucleotides. RefSeq lists its product as uncharacterized. Lineage: Eukaryota; Viridiplantae; Streptophyta; Magnoliopsida; Solanales; Convolvulaceae. The record is from RefSeq and is a predicted model, not a curated record. Bases 490 to 1074 code for a protein of 194 amino acids. The transcript has 2 exons.